This is a messenger RNA of Erythranthe guttata (spotted monkey flower), 775 nucleotides long. RefSeq names its product auxin-repressed 12.5 kDa protein. Lineage: Eukaryota; Viridiplantae; Streptophyta; Magnoliopsida; Lamiales; Phrymaceae. The record is from RefSeq and is a predicted model, not a curated record.
CACCAACCCUUUCUAUAUAUACACCAUCUUCUUUACUAUCACUCUAUAUAUAAUUUGAAAACAAAAAAGAAAAGCAAAAAGAAAAAAGGUUGAAAAAAAUGGUGCUUUUGGAUCAUUUGUGGGAUGACGUGGUGGCCGGACCUCAGCCGGAGCGUGGCCUCAAACAUCUUAAGAAGGUCUACACCCAGCCCUUGAACAUCAAAGGAUUGUUGGAUGUUGGAGAGGGUAGUAGCAAGUUCCAGAAGUCUCUGUCGAUGCCGUCGAGCCCAGUGACGCCGGGAACGCCGACUACGCCGUCGCCUACGGCGGCGGCGCGUAAGGAUAACGUGUGGCGGAGCGUGUUCCACCCCGGGAGCAACCUCGCCACCAAGACCAUCGGAACUGACUACUUCGACAAACCGCAGCCCAACUCCCCCACUGUUUAUGACUGGCUUUACAGUGGAGAUACGAGGAGCAAACAUCAGUGAAGAUUUGGAGUCACCGGUGCUGCAUGUAAAUAUUGAAGUCGAGCAAUAUAUAAUAUAUAUAUAUUAUGUGUGUGUGUGUGUGUUUCUGUAUAUGUAUAUAGGUUGGGGUUCUGAUUUCCUGCGUUAAUUAUGAUGUGAUUAGUGAAGUUGUUUUGAGCUAAUCGAGUAUUUAAGUUUUGUAUUAACUAUUAAGCAAAUCAAGAGAACAACACCGUUUAGUGGUGCACUGCGUUUUUCUUACCGUGUAGAUCGGACUUCUCCGAUCAAUUUAUGUAUGUGCAGUAAUAAAAUAAGUUUGACCUCAUCAA